AUGGUGCUGGUGCUCGUCGUUGGCGACCUGCACGUCCCACAGCGCGCUGCGGCCAUACCGGAGGCCUUCACCCACAUGCUAGCCCCGGGACGCAUCAACGUGGUGUUGAUGACGGGGAACACCGGCUGUCGAGAGAUGCACGACUACUUCCGCACAAUCGCGCCGGAGGUGUACUGCGCCAAGGGGGAGUUUGACCGCUGGAGCCACCCCCAGUUGCAGGAGACACACCUGCUCACGGUGGAGGACCUAAAGAUUGGCCUCAUUCACGGACAUCAGGUGGUGCCUUGUGGCGACAGGGAUGCCCUGGCGAUUGUGCAGCGUAAGAUGGACGUGGACGUCCUCGUUUCCGGCGCCACCCACCGCUGCAAAACUUUCGAGUUUGACGGCCACCUCUUCGUCAAUCCCGGCUCCAUUACUGGGGCCUUUACCCCCACACAUCCAGACGUGGACCCCGCCUUUGUGCUACUCGACAUCAAAGAGAAAACGGUGACCUCCUUUGCCUACGUGUAUAAGCCGCGGGAGGACGCCGGCGGCGAGGACUUCACAAUCAAGCGGAAGGUCUGGACGAAGGAGUAG
Trypanosoma conorhini is the source of this 576-nucleotide messenger RNA. Its product is annotated as vacuolar sorting protein. The coding region runs from base 1 to 576 and encodes 191 amino acids. Gene Ontology annotation, biological process: intracellular protein transport; retrograde transport, endosome to Golgi. The record is from RefSeq and is a predicted model, not a curated record. The transcript has a single exon. NCBI's taxonomy places the organism in Eukaryota, Euglenozoa, Kinetoplastea, Trypanosomatida, Trypanosomatidae. Gene Ontology annotation, cellular component: endosome; retromer complex.